Messenger RNA from Drosophila grimshawi, 1184 nucleotides. RefSeq names its product retinol dehydrogenase 13. The transcript is spliced from 5 exons. The record is from RefSeq and is a predicted model, not a curated record. NCBI's taxonomy places the organism in Eukaryota, Metazoa, Arthropoda, Insecta, Diptera, Drosophilidae. Bases 77 to 1081 code for a protein of 334 amino acids.
AACGCGAUUGUGUUUAUUUAGAAAAGCGCUAGAUUUUGCGCUCUUGUGUUUUUUUUUAAUUGUUUUUGAGUAAAACAUGACGAUAUUUGCAUUUCUCAAAAGCCGGCCAAUAUUUUGGCUAAGCGUAACCGGGAGCUCAGUGGGCGGAGCAUGUUUUCUAAAAGAUCUUAUGCAAGGCUGCAAGUUCACAAAGGAAUCGGAUGAGACCGGCAAAGUUGUGAUUGUGACCGGCUCCAAUACUGGCAUUGGUAAGGAGACGGUGCGGGAGCUGGCACGGCGAGGCGCGACAGUGUAUAUGGCUUGUAGGGAUAUGAAAAAGUGUGAGGAGGCACGCGAGGAGAUCGUAUUGGAGACACAGAAUAAAUACGUCUACUGUCGCCAAUGUGACUUGGCCUCCCUGGAUUCCAUUCGCAACUUUGUAGCCACCUUCAAGCGGGAACAGGACAAGCUGCACAUACUCGUUAAUAAUGCGGGCGUCAUGCGUUGUCCACGAUCCCUGACCAGGGAUGGGUUUGAGAUGCAGAUUGGCGUCAAUCACUUGGGUCACUUUCUGCUCACCAAUUUGAUGCUGAAUCUGCUUAAGAAAUCAUCGCCCAGCCGAAUUGUAAAUGUGUCCAGUUUGGCGCAUACGCGUGGUGAAAUUAACACGGCGGACUUGAACAGUGAAAAGUCAUAUGAUGAGGGCAAGGCCUACAAUCAGAGCAAGCUGGCCAAUGUGAUGUUUACGCGGGAAUUGGCCAGACGCUUGGAGGGAACUGGUGUGACUGUAAACGCCUUACAUCCUGGCAUUGUGGACACUGAACUCUUCAGACAUAUGAGCUUCUUCUCUAACUUCUUUGCAGGAUUGUUUGUUAGGCCGCUGUUUUGGCCAUUCGUAAAGACGGCCAAAAACGGUGCGCAAACCAGCUUGUAUGCUGCACUUGAUCCGGACUUGGCCAACGUAACGGGUCAAUACUUUAGCGACUGUCAGCCUCAACAGGUGGCCGUCGCUGCAACGGAUACUCAAAUUGCGAAAUGGCUUUGGACUGUCAGCGAAAAAUGGACACGGUCAGAAAUUUUAAAAGUGACUCAGACUAUAUAAUUCGCAAAUAAUGUUUGUGAUGCUCUAAAGAAGAAAACGUUAAUUGAAUUCUUUAGUACGUUUAUUUGUAAAUAUACAGCAUUAAUAAAUAUCGAUAAAAUAU